AUGUUGGUGACUUUCAAUUCGAAGUCUAAGGGCAGAAAUAAGAGAGAUGAGGGCAGAAUGGGGGGCGGAGAGAAGAUAAAGAUAUUAGGAAGUUCUAAAGAGGCCGUUAGAAGUGAUGGAAAGGUGAUAAAACCUCAGCUUGAGGGCCGGGGAGUACCCAAGAUAGAUGCGAAGACUGCGAAGAGCGAGAAUGGGUCGAUCAGGAUCAUUGAGGAUGCCCGUGAUUUCCACCGGAUGAAGGCAUCGAGAAGAUCGAAGCAGGGGUGUUUGACGUGCAAGAUACGGAAGAAAAAAUGCAAUGAGGCAAGACCCGUGUGCGCAGAUUGUGCUCGGUUGAACAAGGAGUGUGUGUGGGUGGACUACAACUCGAUGAGCGAAGAGCAAAUCAGGAUGUUGAGAGAGCGGGUGGAGCACGAGGAGAGUGUGCUGAAGUUGCGGAAACGUAAGACUAGGGACCCAUCAACCGUAGUAGUCCCAACUCCACAUCACACGAAUCCACCUGAAGCAAACAUCCUCGAGACAAACUCACAGGACUCACCCAUGACGUACAUUAAUGCUACACACAAAUUGCAUGAGUCGUAUACCAGGAUCUCGGAUAAUGACAAGCUGAAGAACUCAGAUCUGUCGAAGCUUUUUAGGGUAUUUAAUAGUAGCCCGUCUCCUAGUUCGAACUCACCAGUCCCUACAAUCUCAAGCCUCCAACAAGCAUUUGUCACUCCCAACUCGCCUACCAUAAGCAACCUCAUGAACCCGCUUGAACACGAGAAUGGAAAGCAUAUACCCACGAACGAUGUGGUUGACCUUCCUAAUCUUCCAUCGUACGAAUCUAAUCUGUAUGAUAAAAUGACAUAUUCUCCAUCUACCUUCUUGAACUUUUUAAAGGGUUUGAAUCAUCCUCCAGAUAAUACCAAUAAUGAUGAAGAUGAUUACCCAGUUCCAACAAUAAAUGAACAACACGACAAGUCAAAGGAACUCAGUGUUAUAAAUUCACCUAGUUUUUCUUUUCUGAAUAUACUAGAACACUUUUCUGGCGAUAGGCAGUUUUCGCCAACUAAUUUCAAUAAUUUUGCAUCUUCCUUGAAUUCUAUGUUCACUCCAUUACCACCAUCUCCCCCUUCGAUAAUCCCAGAGCUAACGGGCAAAAGUGCCUAUUUAUACAAUUAUUAUGUUGAGACCCUAUCUCGCAAAGUGUGUAUAGCACCCAGUUCACAGAAUGAUUCCAACUCAUACCAGAAUAUUUUUUUGCCGCUUGCUCACCGCGAUAAGGGUGUUCUUUACGGAAUUUUAGCAUGGUCAGGCUUCCAUCUAGAUGGUGAAUGGAUAGAUGAAGGUAAAAAGUACGCUGAUUUGGCAUUGGAACAUAUGAACAAAGUAUUGAAGGAAUCAAUGGACAAAAAUCAAGGGAAAGACGAUAGACAGACUAUUUUGGUCAAAUUAGCUACUUUGCUUAUUUUAUGUGGUGCCGAAAUUUGCCGAGGUGAUGUUAAGAACUGGUCCAUCUAUCUAUACUGGGGCUGGAAAAUUUUAUUUACAAAUGGGGGUAUUCUAAAUUUCAAUCUGACAAAAGAAGAGCAUUGGUUGAUAUCUAAUUUUGCUUAUCACGAUCUAUUAGCUAGUUCUUCAAGUGAAAGAGGCACUUAUUUCCCAUCAAAAGACUAUGAAAUCAUAUUUUCGGACCAUGCAGGUUUAUCCCGAGGAAACUUAAACCCUUUACUAGGUGUUUCCAAGAAGCUUUAUAGGAUAAUUGGUGACAUCAGCACAUUGGCAUUCGAAAGUAAAAUUAUAUUAAGUCAAUACUACAAUAGAGACUCUGUAAAUACAAAAACAGGAAUUUCAGAAUCACCCAUCUUUGGCUCUCCAAAAGAUAUUGACGAUAAUGAUUCGAACUUGAGUACGCAUGCGAGAAUGAAUCGUUUGCUAUCGUCAGUUAUAGAUAAGGCAAAAGCACUCCAACUGGAAAUAGAUGAAUCAAAGCCGGAUCUCACGGACUUAGUCAAUCUCACAGACGACGAAUUAGAAUGGCAAUUGACUCUAUUCGAGGCGUUUCAGAUUAGUGCUAAGCUCUUUCUCAGGCAAACCAUUAUGAAGAUCAAUCCAUCGUCUUUGGAAUCUCAGGUACUAGCCAACGAUUUGAUAAAAUGCAUCGACAUCGUAUUGGGUUCUCCUGUGCAGGCAUCACUAGUGUUCCCAAUGUUCAUGUCUGGCAUUCAUUGUGUUACGACAUACGAUAGAGAUUCUAUGAGAGAGAGGCUUGAUGAGUUCAUGAAAUUAUAUGGUCCCUGGAACGUCACCAGAGCCAAAUUUCUUAUGGAAAAAGUUUGGGAACAAAGUCCAGAAGGUGACAGGGUUGUCGACUGGCAUUCGAUUCUCAAAGACCUAGGAUGGGAUGUCAACUUCGCUUAA
Debaryomyces fabryi is the source of this 2403-nucleotide messenger RNA. RefSeq names its product Uga3p (gene UGA3). Gene Ontology annotation, biological process: positive regulation of transcription by RNA polymerase II. Gene Ontology annotation, molecular function: transcription cis-regulatory region binding; DNA-binding transcription factor activity, RNA polymerase II-specific; zinc ion binding. The transcript has a single exon. NCBI's taxonomy places the organism in Eukaryota, Fungi, Ascomycota, Pichiomycetes, Serinales, Debaryomycetaceae. The record is from RefSeq and is a predicted model, not a curated record. The coding region runs from base 1 to 2403 and encodes 800 amino acids. Gene Ontology annotation, cellular component: nucleus.